Molecule: messenger RNA, 4459 nt
Organism: Panicum virgatum (switchgrass)
Lineage: Eukaryota; Viridiplantae; Streptophyta; Magnoliopsida; Poales; Poaceae
Product: probable LRR receptor-like serine/threonine-protein kinase At1g12460
Exons: 3
Coding region: 241-2925 (894 amino acids)
Biological process (GO): protein phosphorylation
Molecular function (GO): ATP binding; protein binding; protein kinase activity
Source: RefSeq, a predicted model, not a curated record
GAGGGAGCGUGUCACGCGGGGGCGCCCGCUCGCUCCCUCGCUUGGCGUGGUAGUGCCAGCUCGCGCCUCGCACCUUAACGCACGCCACCCACCGCCACCUACUCGCCUGCUCCUUUACUCGGCGCCGUGCCUGGCAGUUAACGGCCGGCCGCUUAAACUACUGCUCCUACCAGCGGCGGCAGCAGCAGUGCAGAUGCUAAUGCUGCGCCGGCGUGCGGUGGCACAGCGCGGCCUGUCGCGAUGACGCGCUCCUCCCGGGCAGCCGCCGCCGCCGCCGCGGCGGCGCUUCUCCUGGCCGCGCUGCUGCUGGUGCUGCCGCAUUGGGCCGGCGCCGCCACGGACGCCGAGCGCCGGGCGCUGCUGGACUUCAAGGCCGCCAUCACCGCGGACCCGGCCGGGGUGCUCGCGACGUGGACGCCGUCGGGGGACCCCUGCACCUUCUUCGGGGUCACCUGCGGCCCGGCCUCCGGCCCCGUGCAGCGCCUGCGCAUCCACGGCGCGGGCCUCGCCGGCGCGCUCGCGCCCGCCCUCGCGCGCCUCCCCGCGCUCGAGUCCAUCUCGCUCUUCGGCAACCGCCUCGCCGGCGGCGUCCCGCCCGGCCUCCGCGCGCUCGCGCCCACGCUCCGCAAACUCAACCUCAGCCGGAACGCGCUCGCCGGCGAGAUCCCGCCCUUCCUCGGCGCCUUCCCCUGGCUCCGCCUGCUCGACCUCUCCUACAACGCCUUCGCCGGCAAGAUCCCCGCCGCGCUCUUCGACCCCUGCCUCCGCCUCCGCUACGUCUCGCUCGCGCACAACAACCUCACCGGCCCCGUCCCGCCCGGCAUUGCCAAAUGCUCGCGCCUCGCCGGGUUCGACUUCUCCUACAACCGCCUCUCCGGCGAGUUCCCGGAUCAGGUCUGCGCGCCGCCGGAGAUGAACUACAUCUCCGUCCGAAGCAACUCGCUCUCCGGCGAUUUAGCCGCCAAGCUCACCUCUUGUAGCAGCAUUGACCUCUUCGACGUCGGGAGCAACCGCUUCUCCGGAGCUGCGCCCUUCGCCCUCCUCGCCACGGUAAACAUCACCUACUUCAACGUCUCCUCCAACGCCUUCGAUGGCGAAAUUCCCAGCAUUGCAACUUGCGGCAGCAAAUUCUCCUACUUUGACGCGUCCGGCAACCGGCUCACGGGGCCGGUGCCCGAGAGCGUCGUCAAUUGCCGCAACCUCAGGGUUUUGGAUUUGGGGGCGAAUGCUCUUGCUGGAGUUGUGCCACCUGUGAUUGGGACACUGCGGUCACUCUCCGUGCUCCGGCUCGCCGGCAACGCCGGCAUUUCCGGUCCGAUCCCAGCUGAGCUUGGUGGGAUUGAGAUGCUUGUCACACUCGACCUCGCCGGCCUUGCUCUCACAGGAGAGAUUCCAGGGUCCCUCAGCCAGUGCCAAUUCUUGCUUGAGCUGAAUCUUUCUGGCAACAAACUGCAAGGGGCGAUCCCAAGCACACUCAACAACUUAACUUACCUAAAGAUGCUUGACCUCCACAGGAACCAGCUUGAUGGGGGCAUUCCCGUGACACUUGGGCAGCUCACAAACCUUGUUCUCCUAGACCUCUCCGAGAAUCAACUGACCGGGCCAAUCCCUCAAGAGCUUGGAAACCUCUCUAACCUUACGCAUUUUAAUGUGUCCUUCAAUAACUUGUCUGGCAUGAUCCCUUUAGUGCCGGUCAUACAGAAUUUUGAUUCCACUGCAUUCAUGGGCAACCCGUUGCUAUGCGGCCCUCCAUUGAACAAUCUCUGUGGGGGGAAGGGGCACCGGAAACGAUUGGGUGUGCCUAUCAUAAUUGCAAUUGUUGCAGCAGCCCUCAUACUUAUCGGGAUAUGCAUUGUUUGUGCGUUGAACAUCAAGGCUUAUACACGCAAGAGUAGAGAUGAGGAGGUCAGUAAGGAAGAGGAAGAGGUUCUAGUGUCUGAGAGCACCCCAAUUGCAUCACCAGGCUCAAAUGCGAUCAUCGGAAAGUUGGUGCUUUUCAGCAAGAGCUUGCCUUCAAGAUAUGAAGAUUGGGAAACCGGAACUAAGGCGCUGCUUGAUAAAGAUUGUCUCAUCGGUGGUGGGUCAAUCGGUACGGUGUACAAAGCCACUUUUGAAAACGGCCUAUCCAUUGCUGUGAAGAAAUUGGAGACCCUAGGGAGGGUGAGAGACCAGGAUGAGUUUGAGCAUGAGAUGAGCCAACUUGGUAACCUCAGCCACCCCAAUUUGGUUGCUUUCCAGGGUUACUAUUGGUCAUCCUCAAUGCAGUUGCUUCUGUCCGAAUUUAUGGCCAACGGGAGUUUGUAUGACCAUCUCCAUGGGAACCGUCCUUAUGGUUUCUCCGAGAGCAGCAGCAGAGGUGGUGGAGGUGAGCUGCCUUGGGAACGGAGGUUCAACAUUGCACUUGGAGCGGCACGGGCGCUUGCUUACCUUCACCAUGACUGCCGGCCACAGAUCCUGCAUCUCAAUAUCAAAUCCUCCAACAUAAUGUUAGAUGGGAAAUAUGAAGCUAAGCUGGCUGAUUAUGGAUUGGGGAAGCUAUUACCAAUUCUAGGAAGCAUUGAGUUGAGUAGAAUUCACGCCGCCAUUGGAUAUAUUGCGCCAGAGCUAGCAUCUCCAAGUUUGAGAUAUAGUGAUAAAAGUGAUGUAUUUAGCUUUGGGGUGGUUUUACUUGAGAUUGUGACAGGGAGGAAACCAGUAGACAGCCCUGGGAUAGCUACUGCAGUGGUUCUGCGUGAUUAUGUUAGGGAGAUCUUGGAGGAUGGAACUGCAUCAGACUGCUUUGAUCGAAACCUGAGGGGAUUUGUUGAAGCCGAACUGGUUCAGGUGCUCAAGUUGGGUCUAGUGUGCACUUCCAACACACCAUCAAGCCGGCCUAGCAUGGCAGAGGUGGUACAGUUCUUGGAGUCGGUUAGAAAUAGUUCUUGAUCUUCUGCUGUCAGAACAUAGUAGAUGAAUGAAUAGGAGGUAACAGGAAAGGUGUUUAUGAUUUUUUUCAACAGAUGAAGAUCACAUUCUUUUUUUUUAUUCUUUACUGUGGUCAGUUUCAUUUGUAAAUUGUAUUUAGAUUUGUUUCUGAAUAAGUGAUUAUUUUGGUCAAAUUACCAAUUCCCUGUUCAUGGUUUCAUCCUUUCGGCUUUCUGUCCCUAUAGUCCACUUUUUAACCAUGAAUAAAUGCAAAUGCAAGAGCAGUUGGUGAGAUCUGAGGACUUUCAUUUUUUAUUCUUCACGGUCAGAGCUAAAGAGGAGUUGGUAUUGUCUAAUUGUAUUUCUAGCUUGCAGGUAUAGCAAAGGAAUAGUUGAACAAGAGCAUUGUGAUGCUGGAGCAGCUCAUCUAACUCACAAGCUCUCGUACAUAUAUCGGCAGGGCAAGCAAGAUCUGCAACACCACAGCACAACACAAAUUUCAUCCCCAAACCAAGUACCUCAAAAUGGAUGGGGAGCUUGAACUGCCUGAAUUCAACCCUCGGGAACGUGUGAAGCAGCAGAUUUCAGUCCCAUUUCUCUGGGAGGUGAAACCUGGCGCGCCCAAAAGGGACUGGGUCAUUGCCAAGCCAGUGCCAGCAGUGAGUGCAUGCCCAUCCCCGGCUCCGACAAAGCUUGUUGUGAGCAUGCCAUUCCAGUGGGAAGAAAAGCCUGGGAAGCCUAUACAAGAAGCAUCUCCCUUUCAUGUGCUCCCUGACCAUGGUGGCUUUUGAGCAUCUUCCGGCUCACUGAACCCUUUUGCGGUCGAGAGCGAGGAGGAAUACUCGCUUGGUUUUGAUCUGGAAGCAUUUGGUUUUCCAGACAACAACGACACUUCUGGUGCUGCAGCAGCAGUAUGGGCAGAUGGCUUCUCCGGCCGUGGUGACGCUUGGUUCUCGUUUUCAGAGUCAGAAGAUUACAGCCACUCCAGUGGUGAUACUUCAGUCCAGGAACAGGAGUUUCAGUUUCCCCGGGCACCUUCAGAGAAGAGCUGGGAGGUGGCCAACGACGAGGAUCAGCUGACCAAUCCUUGGAGCCCUCCGAGGAGCGCAGUGACGACAUUGGAGGAGCUUAUGGUGCUCAGCCGGAGACUGAGGUGCGGACAAGGGCUGCCAGUUGAUGUCGGCAAGAAGAGCCUCUCCUCCGUGGAGCUCGUUAAGAAGUUUUUAAUCGUGUGCUCUUAGCCGAACGGCUCCGGGGUUGCUGCACAUGGCCGAACGGUACAGCGUGCACGUGAGACCAUAAUGGCGGAGGCAUGGCAAAGUGGUGCGUUCGAGGGUAGAAAGCCUAGCUGUCCGGUGACUGGUGUUGUACUGUCGUCUCGUGAAAAUCUUGGUCUCUGUUGUGAUUUGUGAACGGUGUUCAAGAGAAACACUGAUUUUUUUUUUGUACUACAAAUCCGGAAGACAUUUUCCAUUGUUUGUACAUCUUAUCACUCUUUCAUGUGAUACGGAGCUAGCGGGUAUUGAAUGCAAGUUGUGAUAUUAGUGAACUUUCA